This is a messenger RNA of Zingiber officinale, 1035 nucleotides long. RefSeq names its product RNA-binding protein 26-like. Gene Ontology annotation, molecular function: nucleic acid binding; zinc ion binding. The record is from RefSeq and is a predicted model, not a curated record. Bases 1 to 1035 code for a protein of 344 amino acids. Lineage: Eukaryota; Viridiplantae; Streptophyta; Magnoliopsida; Zingiberales; Zingiberaceae. The transcript has a single exon.
AUGUCGAUGCUUCCUAUCCCUCGUCUUGUUGAUUUGAAGUAUGGCAAUUGGAGUAUCCAAAUGAGUGCCUUACUGGAGAGCGAAGGCUUGUGGGAUAUUGUUGAAAGAGACUAUAAAGUGCCUCAAGAAGGAGUCGACCAAACGGAGGCAGAAAAGACGACAAUGACGGAACAAAAGAGGAAAGAUAAAAAAGCUCUUUUCUUUAUUUAUAAAGCUCCUGAUGAAGCUACUUUUGAGAAAGUAGCCGAAGCUACAACUUCCAAAAAGGCAUGGGAGAUCCUACAAGUAGCAUACAAAGGUGAUGAAAGAGCAAAAAGUAUUCGCUUUCAAAUCCUGAGAGGGGAAUUUGAAUCGUUGGAGAUGAAAGAGUCGGAAAAUGUAUCAGACUACUUUACAAGGGUAUUGGUUAUUGUCAACCAAUUGAGAAGAAAUGACGAUAACAUUGAAGAUAGUCGCGUCGUAGAAAAAAUUCUACGCUCGUUGGAACCAAGGUACGACUAUGUAGUUGCGGCUAUAGAAGAAUCAAAAGAUGUGAAAGAAAUGAAGGUGCAAGAAUUAUUAAACUCUCUACAAGCUCAUGAAGCAAGAAUGCAAAGAAGAAGGAGAGAGCCAAUGGAGCAGGCUCUACAAACCAAGCUCACCAUUAUUGACCAGAAAGAAGAGUCAAAGACCGAAGGUUCGCAAGAAAAUGGUAGUGGCCGUGGUAACUACCGUGGACGUGGCCGUGGUAACUACCGUGGACGUGGCCGAGGUAGAGGCCGUGGCAGGGGCUUUGCUCGAGGCCGAGGAAGAAGUAAAGACAACAAUCAAGAUAGAGACCAAAGGUAUGACAAAAGAAAUGUAAGAUGUUAUACUUGCAACAAAUUUGGUCAUUAUGCAACAGAAUGCCGCUCUAACAAUGUGCAAGGGAAUGCUAAUUACGCGUCAAAAGAAGACAAUGACAAUGAUGUAGUUUUGCUAGCAAGAAAGGAUGGAGAUUCCACAAACAAGAAUUUGUGGUAUUUAGACUCCGGGGCAAGCAAUCAUAUUUGCUGA